Rhodamnia argentea is the source of this 1288-nucleotide messenger RNA. RefSeq lists its product as uncharacterized. The record is from RefSeq and is a predicted model, not a curated record. The coding region runs from base 129 to 1103 and encodes 324 amino acids. Lineage: Eukaryota; Viridiplantae; Streptophyta; Magnoliopsida; Myrtales; Myrtaceae. The transcript has 10 exons.
CCCUUUUCCCUUUCUUCCAGACGACCGGAUCAAGCAAGAGAGCAUUUCGCGAAUGAACACCGGGGCAUAAUCGUCCACAGAUCAUCUUGCCGUGAUGUAAAUGUGUUCCGACGUCGAAGGAAAUCGUGAUGCCUAGGAUCUGGACUGGGUGGAACCAUUCAAGAGUGAAAGCCGCGCUCAUCUGGGUGCUCUGCUUCGCGUUGUUUCACUUUCUUUUUCGCAUGGCGUUGCACAAUUCUAUGCGGAGUCCCGUACCCACUCCGUCCUCCGGUCGUUCGUCAGGGAUUGCAACAGAUAUCCCAAUUUCUAACACAGAACGGAGGUUUAGAUUGUAUGAUCAAAUGGCAAAAGACUUGGAUGAGCAUGGGGCAGUGUUUCUUAAACACGGGGAGACCUCCCAGUCAUUGUCCCUAUCUGAACUAUUCACUUUGGUGGAUGGAGCUGUGAAACCUGUACCUAAGGUUGCAAAACCUCCUGUCCGAGCAAAUAUAUUGUACUUAAACCCAAAAUACUCGAAACCCAUAUCGGAUUCUGUACGGGAAUUAUUUGAACCAUAUUUUGAUAAAGCAAUCUGGUUUCAGAACUCUAGUUUGUAUCAUUUUAGCAUGUUCCAUGCCUCUCAUCAUAUUUCUCCUGUUCCAGCCUCUGAAGAUGAGAUUGAAGCUGAAGCUACUGCUGUGAGGGCAGUUGCAGAUACUGUAUGCCCUUUGAAGAUUGUCUUGGAUAGGGUGGUUUUGACUUCUACUGGUGUGCUUCUCGGUUGCUGGCAGGUUAUCUCAGGGACAGAUCCUAUCUCCAUUCGUGCAAAGUUGAGAACUGCACUUCCGCAUGCGCCAGAAAAGCAACUUUAUGAUGCUGCUAUUCUCCACACAUCCUUUGCGAGGCUCUUGGGUCCUCCUAAAGCCACUCCCAAGGACUUGAGUACAAAUUCAGAUCAGCUGCAAUUCUUCCAUGAGCUAGUUGCACAAUUAAAUAAGAAACUUCGAGGAUCUGAGGCAUUGGUGUCUGAGCUCUGGUAUGUUGAGGAGUAUGAUGUCUUGGCUUUAGCAGUGGAUGGAAGGAUGAAAGUCCGGAGGUUCCAGCUCGGUUGCACCGGAGCUUAGGGUGUUUUAUCUGCCACACUAGAAGUAAACAAUACAACACUGGAUAUGUAGCUCUCUGGCUUGAAAGCUCUUGAAUACUGAUCUUUCGAACAUUUCCGAGGAUUAUACUGAAAGGACGUUGAUUCACAAUGAUUUCAUAUUACCAAUUCCUUACCAUGGAUCAUGAGUGCAUCUUGCUUUUAAGA